CCUAGAUUAAGCCCCGCCCUCUUUUGCUCUCUAGCUUCUCUAUUCCUCUGCACUGUUACAAUGGCAGUGAUGGCGGCGGCCGCGACGGCCGCGGCGGCCGGAGCAUGCUUCUACCUAUUUAAUUCUGGCUCAUCACGCGUAUUCCUUCCCUGUCCAUCUGCUUCUCUUAAGCUCUCUUCUCUCCCAUCUGUCCGAAAGCUGAAGCUCUUCUUUCCGCACCGCCAAUGCACCGCUGCGCAAGAUACCGAGUUGGAGGUGAAGGAAGAUCUGGAGCUGACUCAAGAAUGGGAAGCUGGGGAAUCGAUCUUGCAAGGGGAGGCGAAUCGGAGAAAGCUAUACGUGGUGAACUUGCCGUGGAGCUACUCGGCUUCCGAUCUUGAGAAUCUCUUCGGGCAGUGUGGCGCUGUCGAUUAUGUGGAGGUAAUUAAGAUGCAGGAUGGGAGGAACAGGGGACUUGCUUUUGUCACCAUGGAUUCACCGGAGGCGGCACAGGCUGCCAUUGAUAAAUUGAAUUCUUUUGAGUUAGCAGGAAGGAUUAUUAAAGUUGAACUAGCAAAGAGUUUCAGUAAACCCUCACCUAAAAAGCCUCAACCGAUUACCCCGGUGGGAGAAACAAGACACAAGAUCUAUGUAGGAAAUCUUCACUGGAAAGCAAGAGCAGGCAAUCUUAGAGAAUUCUUCUCUACCAAAUUUAAGCCAGUUUCUGCUAGAGUUGUCUUCGAAAACCCAUCAGGGAGGUCUGCUGGGUAUGGAUUUGUUUCUUUCGACACCAAGCAAGAGGUGGAGACUGUUAUUUCUGAAUUGGAUGGGAUGGAACUAAUGGGAAGACCUCUCAGAUUAAGAGUUAGUCAAAAGAACGGCAAUGAAUCUGAAACUAGACAAGAAGACUCAACUCAAGGGCAUUUUGAAUGAUCCUGAAACCUAUUGUUGCAGCACUAGCGUAUUUUGCCAGCGAAGGUUUCGGAUUCGAGAAAGAAGAUUGGCAUUGCUAAGAUGAUUCGUCAUCUUUGCCUCUCAAUGAAAGAAGAACUUGAGUGACAAAUAUGAAAAAAAGCAUACAUAGGUUUGUUUGGGGCAACUGCAACUUAUCAGUUUAUCAACGAAGCUUAGCUGCCCCAGUAAACUGCUGCGGGAAAGCUGACAGCUUGUUUGUUUUUUACAGUUUGAAAACAGCUUUGUGGCAACUGUUUCUGAAAAAAAGACAAUUC
This is a messenger RNA of Phalaenopsis equestris, 1208 nucleotides long. RefSeq names its product 28 kDa ribonucleoprotein, chloroplastic. Gene Ontology annotation, molecular function: mRNA binding. Gene Ontology annotation, cellular component: cytosol. The record is from RefSeq and is a predicted model, not a curated record. NCBI's taxonomy places the organism in Eukaryota, Viridiplantae, Streptophyta, Magnoliopsida, Asparagales, Orchidaceae. The transcript has 5 exons. The coding region runs from base 61 to 912 and encodes 283 amino acids.